AUGAAAGGAGCUAUACAUUAUUGUGCGUGGACUGAUACAUAUACAUGUGUGCUUGUGAGGUUCGAUGUCAGGUCAGAAGGAUUUGAUAUGAUGCAAGUACCUUGGAGGGCCGGUGAGAAGAUAGAGAAGCUAACUAGAGAUGAGAAGACAGUGACUCAAAUAGAUUAUGGUGGAACAGUGGCUGUCUUUGACAUUACCUAUCUAAAAGAGACGGGUACCGUGGAUCUAUGGGUUGUUGAAGAUUGGACGAAGAAAGAAUGGUCGAGGAAGACUUUGGUUUUGAAGCCUUCUCAGAUGCAUUUAGUCAUUACCAAUUGUUUGAUAAUAAGAGGUACACAUCUAAAAGGCAAGGUUAUUUUGUUUCCGCGAGACUUAAUUUCUCCCUUUUACAUCUUGUGCUAUGAUCUACACACGAAUAAUCUGGAAUGGAUUGAGAUCAAAGGGAUACCGGAUUCCUGGUUUAGUAAGGAUGAAGAUAUCACAUAUUUUGACGUGGAUUUCAUGCAUCCGAGUGAGAGCAUCAGGUACUUGGAGUCUGAGCGUAAGAUUUUCAGAUAA
Camelina sativa (false flax) is the source of this 558-nucleotide messenger RNA. Lineage: Eukaryota; Viridiplantae; Streptophyta; Magnoliopsida; Brassicales; Brassicaceae. The record is from RefSeq and is a predicted model, not a curated record.